AAACUCGACUCGACUCGACUCGUUUGCAGCCCUACCGGAGAGACAAAGAAAGAGGGCAACCCCGAAAACCUAGAAACCCAAGCAGAUAGUGGCUGGAAAAGAGAGCCGGUGCUUCUCCAUCUCGCCUCAAAUUCAAUUGUAAUUCCGGCAAAAUGAGCUUGGGGCUUAUCCAGAGCUACUCUUCGGCGGAAGAUGAAGAAGAAAACCCUCACACUCCGUCGGCCGAAGAUUACAUAUUCUCCGACGACGAAGGAGAAACAGAAGAAAACGGCACUUCCUCGGGCAUUCGUGGUGCCGAAACCCGCCAUCUCUCCUACAGAUCGGUCUACGACUCUUCUGACGCUCCCAAUUCGUCCUCUGGGCUUCCCUCUGCUCUCGACGCUUUCUCCAAGGUUUCAGCGCCGCCACAGUUCCUUAACAACUCCGUGGAGGGGAAUGUCGCUGGUAGAGGCACUGAUUUCCAACAACCAAGGCAUGGCCGUUGGAGGGCUCGCAAAGAGAAAAAAGAGCUGCCCUCAGGAGCUGUCUUGGAGUCCAAACCUCAACUUGUUGGAAUACAUGAGCGAGUAAGGAGUGAUAUCCAGAGUAGUCAAUCACAAGCAUCAUCUGUCGCUAGCACAACCGAUGGAGGAGGAAAGCGUGUGGCUGGUGCAGCCAAUCCCGGAGCUGAAGAUGCUGCUGAGCUAUUGAGGUUGUGUUCGCAAUGUGGGAUCCCUAAAACGUUCUCCAACAGCACUGGAAUUACAUGUCCUCAAUGUGGUGAUCGACCACCCAACGAUGCAAGUCAGGAAGGCAAACGAAAGGGAUCUGCCGUCAAAGAUAAGGAGAAGAGUAAGAGGAUGAAAGGGCAGUCAUCCCAUGCAACUUGGAAGAGUGAAACAGAAAUGACACUUAGGCAACAGUUUGAUUAAAGAUUGUAGGGUUCGCUGGCAGUUAUAUAGGGGUUUUGGAAUGAAGUGUUCAAUUAUCCUUCCCAUUGCUUUAGCAACGACAAUCUUUCCCUGUUCGAACCCGAUUGUGAUUUAGUGUUGUACCUUGUUUUGUUUUUGCUCUUGCCAUGGAUUCUUCGCCUCACGUCUUUGUCUGGAAUCCGGAUCAAUGCUUAGUUUAGCCCUUUGGCUAUGCAUUACCAUCUUCAUCCCUAAAAUUGGUCAGCAAUUUAAAUCAUCCCUAAAAUUGGUUAGCAAUUUUUAAAUGUGGUCUCUACCGCCACAUAAUUAAAUCUAGCAAUUAUU
This is a messenger RNA of Linum trigynum, 1235 nucleotides long. Lineage: Eukaryota; Viridiplantae; Streptophyta; Magnoliopsida; Malpighiales; Linaceae. The record is from the annotation of a GenBank genome assembly.